This is a messenger RNA of Asterias rubens (European starfish), 4438 nucleotides long. RefSeq names its product axonemal dynein light chain domain-containing protein 1-like. The record is from RefSeq and is a predicted model, not a curated record. The transcript has 29 exons. Lineage: Eukaryota; Metazoa; Echinodermata; Asteroidea; Forcipulatida; Asteriidae. Bases 189 to 3641 code for a protein of 1150 amino acids.
GUCCCCCUUGACAACAAGUUGAUCGUGUGGAAGUGUUUUAUGAAAAAUCCUCAAAAAAGUUACCUUUUGUCUUGUGAUCUUUAAUUUCAACAUAUCUUCAUGAUGUAGACACAGUUACCUAUGACAAGAACUUUCAUAGACUGAUGAUUAUUUAUGAGUGAGCCGUACAUAACAAAAACAAAGAUAAGAUGACUUCAGUAGUUGCUUCAAUGCAAGAGAUGAGUGAUGUCGGCGGACGGGAACCAAGUCCCCCAGCAGAACCCAAAGAUGAGGGUCAAAACAGCCCGACGCCCAGAAGAACAAGAGUCAUUGUUGCAAAGAAUGAAGCCCAAGAUGUCGCACCCUUACCAGAUCUUCGAUCCAGCGACAAUGCCAUUGACAGAUCCAGACCCUUGCCAACCUCGCUCCAAAGUGAGUUCAUCCCCGAGGAGAUUCUCAAUGCGCUGACAAAUAUCCCCUCCCCUGGGGUCAAGGAAAAGCUCAAACAGAAGGGUGUACAAAAGGCCAAGAACAAGGCCAUCAAGGCGGGGGCCCCCAGUGCUAAUAUGUGGAACUUUCCAAAUCGUAGAAGACGCUUCCAGCAUUUGACCGAUCAGCCAGUUUCCAUGACUGGCGCGGGAAGGGAUAUUUCAUUCCUGUACGACGUGGCAUUUGCUGAUAAGACUCCAGGGAAGGUAGAUCCAUCACAAGAUGCUAGCUCUGUCAGAGCCUUGGUUAAGCAGAGUGACAAAGACCAGGGCAUGAGUGUACCAGACUCUUUGAUUCCUUCAGAAUACCAUGUUGUUAAAGCAAAGGGAGUCCAGAAUCUAGACUUCCAAGAUGACAAAUACACCACCAAGCUGAUUGACACUGAGCAGAACCAGAUAUCCUUCCCUUCAAUGAAACCAGCCAGUCGCUAUGAAGUCCUACAGCUUAAAGAAACAUUAGAUCUGAUGUUAAAGAAGACCGGGAUUGACGACGAAGAGAUCGAGAUCAAAGGACCCACACAGAUGCACAACCUUCUGGAGUUAAUAAAAAAGGAACAAAAUAUUUACAACCUGAUAUUCCAUGAGCUGAUCAGACAGGUUAGUGUAGAGUGUGCUGAGAGAGGGGAGCUCCUGGCUAACCUCAGGCAGAGGUACAGCAAACUGCUGGACAAAGUACCAAGACAAGUCAAGAGUCUACAUCAAGAAGUCAUGGCCCAGAGAGCUCUGGACAGGAGGUUGACUGAAGAACUCUUCCGUUUCAAGACGUCCAUAUCAGACCUAACUGAUGAGCUGUCCGAUGUAAGGGAGCAUGACAAGGUCGUGACCUCACAGGCCCAGCAAGCACAGCAAGAGCUCGCAGCAGCACUAGCUGAAUCAGAAAAAAACGCUGGCCUACUAGCAGAGUACCAUGAGUUGUACGAGCUCCAACGAGCUCGUCUUGAAACCCAGGUCAUCGCACUCUCCAGAGAGAAGGAACUGUGGAGUGGAGCAGCCUACAACUUGGCCCUCAAGGUCACCGAGGCAAAUUCACUCUCUACUGCCCGACGUCUUCACAUCAGCGAGAGGGCGUGGUCUAAGCUGGCCAAUCACUUUACCAUCGUGCUGAGUGACCGCGAUACCGACCAGCUAUCACAGCUACAGGGCUACAUCGCGACCCACCGGCAACUGACCAUCAAGUUUGCCGACGAUCUAAGCCAAGGGGACGAGAUGUCUCACAGUCGGCUGGGUUCAAUCCGGAAAGGAAUCGAGAGAUGGAUACGAGAGUUUGACACUUUUGUUGUCAUUCAGACGGAAGCCAGUCUGGUAUCGGCCUCGACUACCAGAGAAUCCAGAUGUAGUGAGAACAUCCACACAGUGAUCCAAGCACCAAAGAUGGAGAUGAUUCAGACGUUAUACAAUGAUAUUCGCUCAUGGGAAGAGCAACUGAAUAAAGAAGUUGAGAAGUAUGGAGGAGACAUCUUGUUGGGUUUUGAGGAGGGCAUGUAUACCAUUAAGAAACAGGUGGAGAUGUGGACGGAGGUGGCUCUUCACAUCUUCAACCGUCAUCGGCCGGAGAACGGAUCUGAUUAUCCAGAGCAUGAGAGACUACUACAAUUGAAUAAGCUAACUGAGGAGUGUGAUACCUUGCACAAGCAGUUUCACAUCAGGGUAAAUGGUGAAAAUGGUUCUGCCAAGGGAUUCAUCCAAAUCGCCAAUGCCCUAGAGAGCUGGGACACCAAGCUUAACUCCAUCUUAAACGGGGGCGCUAUGCCAAUCGACGGGGAGUGGAUGCGACUCUAUGAGCUCUUCAGUGAUUGGCUAGUCACAAUCGAAGAGACAGCCGAGUGCGUCGGCAGCACGCAGAAGGAGGAGCUAAAAGCAGCGGGGAAACCUCAUGAGCAACUUCUGAUGGAUGACGUUUUCCGAAGCACCCAGAAAUGGCUUUCUAGCACCACCAAUGGGAUCGACAGUGAAGACUCAAAGCUAGUUGAACAGGUAGCAACACUCCAUGCAGAAAUGGUCCAUUGGAUUAUACAAGUGCUGCUGCGUCUGGCACCCAAUCAACCCGACAGUCCACUAGAGGCUGUGGAGAGUAGUAUGGCGACCACGGACACCAUUCCACAAAUUCAGGAAAAGUCUGCGGUGAUGUUUGACAAGUUGACUCGAUUCUCAAAUUAUAUUACAGGUUGCUGUUCCAAUAUUGUGACUGAAGAAAUGCAGAAGAGGCUGGAUGAAGGAGCAGAAGAUGCUGAUCAUGAACUACGUGAUUUAAAGAAACUCAAGGGCGAGUGUGCAGAAUGGAUCCACACUUCAACAAUACUAGUUGAGGAUCUCCGAUGCCUUGAUCCAAACUAUGUACCAGUGAUUGCACCUACUCCAGGGAGCACAGAAAUAACGUCCGAUGUUGCUGUGACGCUUGCGCCAAUCUCUCAAGUUCCUGACGGUGCUGAGCUUGUUGGCUCGGAGGCGACCCCAGACGCAGCGACCCCUGCACCAACUGUCCUGUCAGAGACACAACCCAAGACUCCUGCUUCUGCAGAAAAGGAGCAGGUUUCCGUGGCAGUGACCCCUGCAGAAAGAGAAGAGUCAUCACUCAGUCAAGAGGUCAACUUGAGCGAGGUUCAGGCCAUAGGUCAUGAUGAUAACGUACGGACUCUAUCACUAGAGGAACCCAACGGACCACCUCCAAAGUUGCAGCCCCGUAUUGCAGCUUUGCAAGCUGAAGCAGGCCCUCGUACCCCUACUCCUGAUACAGAGAAAGCCUACGAAGCACUGACGGCUGUCAAGACAUUGCAAGCCCAGCUACUCGCAACGGAAGAGCGAGCUCUAAAAGCCGAAGACCGCAUGGCCGAGCUUGAAGAUGAGCUCCGAGACACCCAAGGGAAGCUACGAGCCCUCUCGAGGAGUAGCGCCACUCCUAACCCUAACCCUACCCCAGAGAAAGCGGCAGAGACCCCCACCAUCCCUGGUGAGGUAAAAGCUGCCAGCACCACUCCUCAGCCAACUAGCUCCUCAACAUCCCCUGCUCUUCCUUCCCCCGGAGCGCAACAGCAAGGAGCGGCAGACACCCCACCGUCAACCCCAGGGCGGAGACCCCCGUCCCAACAGCAGCAGGUACGACCUCCAUCCCAAGCUUCAUCUUCGAGGUCAGGCUUGGGGUCGCGGGGGUCAUCACGCUCUAAAAAGGGCAAGUGAUUUGAAGGUCUACUUCUGCCAUUGUAUAUACAGCAAUCCGUCCAUAGCAUAGAAAUAGAACCAGAGAACGCUGAUUGCGCCAUUAUGCGUGCGAUUUCAUCGUGAGACCAAUUUUAUCGAUGGCAUUUUUGUUUUGCCAUACAGGAGACGUCAUGAUCAUUGCCCUAUGACCACACCUAGACAUUGUCUAUGUGCGCUCACAUGAUGAUUAUUUUGCCAUACACACGUUUCAGGUGGUGUGAUAAACCUGUGUCUACAGCUGACACAAGGGGCAGUCAAGCUUAGCGUUCUCCAGGUUCUCUUUCUAUGGUCCAUAUCCAUAUGCAACACUAGUGUGGUAAUUUUUUUCAAAUUGGUACAUGAAUUACACGUCAUCCAGAUACAAACUAAUCAGGAACAAUGGAUUAUGUAAAAAUUUUAAAAUAACAAUUUUUGGGGGGUCCAGAUCUACGAAUACUUUAUUUUUUUUUCAGAUGUCAACUUCAUUUUUACUGUAUUCAAAGUUUUGUCAAGCUUCAAUUGUAUAGUCAAAUUUAUUGAGCAAAAGUUGUUGCAAUGUUAUGAAAAAUCACCCUGAUGUUCCUCCUUCUGGAAUUGACGACAUGAUUUUGCAGUUUUCAAGUAAAAACUAGCCUAGUAGUACUCUGGCACAUCUGUUUUGAAUUUAUAUUUAAAAAAAAUUGGAUUGCAGACUGGGCCUGAUUAUCCAAUAGAGCUGACGAUCCAUUUAAAGCCAUUAGACACUUUCGGUAAACGGCAUUGUCAAAGGCCCACACUUCGUGUAUCACAACUUAUAU